CGACCCCGGCCGAGGGUGGGAGCAGCGCGGGGUCGCAUCGGCCCGGGGCUAGCGUGGUUUGCCGCUCCGCCCGCAGCCAUGGAGCCCGGGCCGCCUGGCAGUUCCGGGCCCGUGGAGCCGGGUCCUUGCCUGAGUGGUCAGCGCGGCGCGGACCACGCGGCUUCCGCCUCCCUGCAGAGCGCGGCCGGGACAGAGCCCGGGCGCCACUCGCUCGCCGUGGCAGCCGUGUUGCCUGCCGGGGGGUGCGGGGAGAGGAUGGGUGUCCCCACCCCGAAGCAAUUCUGCUCCAUCCUGGAGAGACCGCUCAUCAGCUACACCCUACAGGCCCUGGAAAGAGUAUGUUGGAUAAAGGACAUUGUUGUGGCAGUAACUGGAGAGAACAUGGAAGUCAUGAAAAGUAUUAUUCAGAAGUAUCAGCAUAAACGCAUCUCACUGGUCGAAGCUGGAGUGACCCGCCACAGGUCAAUUUUCAGUGGACUGAAAGCACUGGCAGAAGAUCAGCUCAACUCUAAACUCUCUAAGCCAGAAGUAGUGAUUAUCCAUGAUGCAGUGAGACCAUUUGUUGAGGAAGAUGUCCUCCUUAAAGUUGUCACAGCUGCUAAGGAACACGGGGCAGCAGGAGCCAUUCGACCUCUUGUAUCUACUGUCAUCAGUCCAUCUGCUGAUGGUUGCUUAGACCACUCGCUAGAACGUGCCAGACACAGAGCAAGUGAAAUGCCCCAAGCUUUUCUAUUUGAUGUGAUUUAUGAAGCAUAUCAGCAGUGUACUGACUAUGACUUGGAAUUUGGAACUGAGUGUUUGCAAUUGGCCCUAAAAUACUGUCGCACUAAAGCCAAACUUGUAGAAGGAUCACCAGACCUCUGGAAGGUGACCUACAAACGAGAUCUGUAUGCGGCUGAAUCGAUUAUUAAGGAGAUAAUUUCCCAAGAGAUUUGUGUAGUUAUGGAUUCAAAAGAAGAUAACAAACAUGUAGGUCAUCUUCUUGAAGAAGUGCUAAAAAGUGAAUUAAAUCAUGUAAAAGUCACAUCUGAGGCUCUCUGUCAUGCUGGCAGACAUCUUCAGCAAAUCAUCUUAGAUCAAUGCUACAAUUUUGUUUGCGUGAAUGUUAUGACCUCUGAUUUUCAAGAAACCCAGAAGUUACUGAGCAUGCUUGAAGAGAGUAAUCUUUCCAUUUUAUAUCCUGUUGUUGUUGUUUCAGUUCAUUUUCUUGAUUUUAAAUUAGUACCUCCCAGUCAGAAAAUGGAAAACCUAAUGCAGAUUAAAGAAUUUUCAAAGAAAGUAAAAGAAAGAAAUAUUUUGUUAUAUGGCCUUCUCAUAUCUUACCCACAGGAUGAACAGAAGCUACAGGAGAGUUUAAGGCAAGGUGCUAUCAUUAUUGCUUCAUUAGUCAAGGAAAGAAAUUCUGGACUCAUUGGUCAGCUUCUGAUAGCAUGAAGAACACAGAAAAUUACCUACUUUCUAAAACAUCUACUUGAGUAUCUUUAUUGUGCUUUAUGCCCCCACUACUGUGUGUGGUAGAAUGUUUCAAUUGUCUUUUAUAUCUUCUCUAUGUAGGAUGUGAUGCUUAGAUUAUAAAGCAGAUUAACGUUUAUAUUUAUGAAAUAAAGAAUACUUUUGUGUAUGACAAAUAUUAAUUGCCUGAACCAGAAAAAAAUAGUAGGUAAGUGGAAAAUAAUAGCCUUCAAAUGAAUCUUUUCACAGAGACAUGAAAGGUCAAAUAGAAAUAAUGAUGGGUGAGCUAUUCUUUCAAGGAAUGAGAGUUUAGAAAACUUCAGCUAUUAUCCUAACUGAUAAUUAAUCAUUCACACUAUUAUGAAGCUAAUGGAUAAACUUCAGAAUUGUUCUCACUUGUGUAAUUGUCCUGUCACCAGGUGAUAUUUUGUCUUUUUGUCUUGUGUUAAAAAUUUCUACACCUUAGUAAAAAAGGGUGAGGGGGAGGGCCAGGGAACGGAACUGUUUGUUUCUAGUGUUUUCCCCAUUUGCCACAUAUUACUCAAGAUCUCUAAAAGAGAUGUCAUCUCCUUCUUUUCUGUUUUUAAAUUGUAUGUUAUUCUUGGUUUGUGAACUAUAAUUAUGACUUACAUUAUUUUAAAGGGUCUCUAGUUUUCUGAAUGAACUUAAAAGUGUCUGGAAAGUUUUGUAAGUGAUUUUGGUCAGUUCCUGGUUAGUUUUCUUCCAGGUAGAGAAUCUAUUGUACAUCAUAGAGUUAAAUUAGUUAUUUUGAUUCAGAUGCUGCUACCUUUUAAAAUCAAGUUCUUAUUUCCAUUUUCCAUUGGUAUAUCCAUCUUAAAUAUUAAUAUUUUCCCUUGUAUUUUAUAAUUAUGGGUGUCAUUUAAUUCAUUAGAGGUGCCUUUUAAUCUGUACAUACAUUUUAUUUACUUCAUUUUUUAUUUUUUUGAGAUGAAGUCUCCCUCUGUCACUCAGAUUGGAGUGCAGUGGCACAAUCUCAGCUCACUACAACCUCUGCCUCCUGGGUUUAAGCAAUUCCCUUCCCUCAGCCUCCCAAGUAGCUGGGAUUACAGGAACCUGCCACCACACCUGGCUAAUUUUUUUUUUUUUUUUUGUAUUUUUAGUAGAGAAGGGUUUUCGCCACGUAGGCCAGGCUGGUCUUGAACUCCUGAUCGCAAGUGAUCUGCCUGCCUCGGCCUCCCAAAAUGCUGGGAUUGUAGGUGUGAGCCACCAUACCCAGCCAACAUACAUUUAUUUUAUUGAAACAGAUUAGGGCUUAGGCUGCACAUGGAAACUAUAAAAGUUGCAUGAAAUGUUUUCAAUUAAAGAUACACUAUACAAUAUCUACCUUGUGGAAUUUUUAUUUAACAUGUUGGGUGAUUUUUCCCUCUAGUGUUCAAGUAUCUAUAUAGUAGGAGAGUUUCUAUUUUACAUUCUCCUAAUUGAAAUGUGUUAUUUGAAUGUAGGCUUGUAUCUAAAUUCCUGGGCCUGCCACUUUCUUUCUCUCUAGGAAUAUUAAGAAAUUUAAAACCCAUUAAUUUAAGUUUUUGAGGGUGGAAAUAGGUAAGCAACAUGUGGAUUGUGGUUAGAAUGUCUGUGCCCUUGUUCAGGUGUUGGCUGUGUGUGUGGCGAAAACCACAGCUGCCGAGUCCACAACAUGCACCUGUUGAAGUCAUCAGGUGAAAAUGUUUAAGACUUUGAACAUGCUCAUGAAGGAAGAAGGGGAAAUGUUAUCAAGGCUUUAAAGACAGGGUAAGUGCCUUUAAGAAGAAAGAAGGAAACUGGGCAUAUCUGUGGCACAGCAAAAUCACCCUGAUCUCUGGAGCGCUGGCUGAGUUAACAUGGAGUUCAGCUUAAGGAAUCCUACAGCAGACAAGAAUUUAUCCCAGAGCACUUACUAUAACAUUACCCUGGGCAACUGGUAACAUUUAGUAUAAUUUAGUUAAUAAAAUAUUAAAUUGUGCUUGAAAAAAA
Macaca mulatta (Rhesus monkey) is the source of this 3423-nucleotide messenger RNA. It is a transcript of the gene CRPPA, whose product is annotated as CDP-L-ribitol pyrophosphorylase A. Gene Ontology annotation, biological process: protein O-linked glycosylation via mannose; isoprenoid biosynthetic process. The record is from RefSeq and is a predicted model, not a curated record. NCBI's taxonomy places the organism in Eukaryota, Metazoa, Chordata, Mammalia, Primates, Cercopithecidae. Gene Ontology annotation, cellular component: cytosol. Gene Ontology annotation, molecular function: D-ribitol-5-phosphate cytidylyltransferase activity.